Messenger RNA from Aspergillus bombycis, 1635 nucleotides. Its product is annotated as putative alpha/beta hydrolase. Lineage: Eukaryota; Fungi; Ascomycota; Eurotiomycetes; Eurotiales; Aspergillaceae. Bases 1 to 1635 code for a protein of 544 amino acids. The transcript has a single exon. The record is from RefSeq and is a predicted model, not a curated record.
AUGGCGACCCCCGGCCUUCUUUACGUGACGAUGCAACCCCGCGAUUCCCUCCCCGCGGCCCAGUUCCACGACUGGUACAAUACCGAACACGGUCCCCUCCGUCUCCGUCUGCCCUUUGUCACUAAUGGCUUCCGCUAUCGUGCCGUCGACGGGAUCGAGCCCGAGUGGGUGGCUCCAUACGACAUUACCGACAUGGUGGAGCUGACGCGCGAGACCUACUUGGCUCUCCGUGGGGAUGGUAUAAAGACCCCACGCGAAAAGGCCACCAUGGCCCAGAUUGACGUUGAUCGCCGCCUUUAUGAUCUUCUCCAUGAUCACAAAGCCGCCGAUUACAAGCCUCUCGAGGAGAUACCCGACACUGAAGCCGCCGGCUCGGUACUUGUCUCCGCCUUGGUCUCCGUUCCCGCCGAUAAAGAAGAGGACCUCAAGACGUGGUAUUCUGAAGAACACUUCCCUAUGCUAGCACGUGUGCCGGGCUGGCGUCGCAGCCGCCUCUUUGCCACAUCGUCGAUCGACCCCAAAGCACCCCGGGAAUUCCUAUGCCUAUAUGAGUACAGCGCGAUCAACGGCUUAGGGGGCCCUGAACACAAAGCUGCGAUGGAUACCCCGUGGCGCAACCGCCUCAUGAAUGAUCCUGCGACGAGCAAGAAGCGCCGCGUUUACCAGUGGGCUUAUACAUUUGGCCCCGCGCCACGCGAAUUGUCUUCCCUGACCUCCAAGGAUGUCGUCGGACCUUGGGCUUCCAACGACGGUCGCACCAGAACGCUUCCUUCGGCCAAGCGCCCGGCCGUCGAGUCGUUUAUCACCACUCCGGACGGUGUAGAUCUCCCAUACCGUCUAGAGGGCAGCACCGACCCCCAUAGCCCUGUCAUUGUCCUGAGCAACUCUAUCCUCGUCGACUAUACCAUCUGGGACAGCUUUGUGGAUGCCUUUUUCUCCAACCCUAAGAACCAGAACUUCCGGAUCCUCCGGUACCUGACCCGUGGCCGUCUCCGCGAGUGCGGGGAGAAGCCCAUCAACAUUGACCUGCUGGCAUCUGAUAUCGUCGCGCUCCUCGAUGCCUUGCGGAUCCCCAAGGCGACCCUGAUUGGUGUCAGCCUGGGUGGCGUGACCGUUCUCAACACAUCGUUGCUGUACCCGGAUCGCGUGACGCGCUUCAUUUCCUGCGACACAAAUAGCUCGGCGCCCGAAUCCAACCGCAAGGCCUGGAACGACCGCGUAGCCAUGGCCGAAAGCGACGGUGCAGUGUCCGCCACCACCCAGGAGCCAAUUAUUGGUGAGCAGCUGUCUGAAGUCACCACCCGUCGGUGGUUCGUGCCUGAAUCAUACGAGACGCAGCCGGAAGUUCCCGCGAAGGUGAAGGAGAUUGUACGCAACAACAGCCUGGACGGUUUCCGCCAAGGCGUGCAAGCACUCUGCGCAUAUGAUGUCCGGGACCGCAUGGCUCAAGCACAGGUGCCUGGGUUGUUUGUCGCGGGCGAGGGAGACGGUGUCCUGCCGAAGACCAUGCAACAGAUGGCAAAUGAUUUGAAGGGUGGCGCCGAGCUGAAGCUGGUUCCUAAGGCUGGGCAUCUGCCUAUGGUCGAGCAACCCGCGGCCUUCGCUGAAAUUGUCAACGGAUAUCUACACGCAUAA